Molecule: messenger RNA, 8574 nt
Organism: Artibeus jamaicensis (Jamaican fruit-eating bat)
Lineage: Eukaryota; Metazoa; Chordata; Mammalia; Chiroptera; Phyllostomidae
Gene: NUDT3
Product: nudix hydrolase 3
Exons: 5
Coding region: 290-808 (172 amino acids)
Biological process (GO): adenosine 5'-(hexahydrogen pentaphosphate) catabolic process; diadenosine hexaphosphate catabolic process; diphosphoinositol polyphosphate metabolic process
Cellular component (GO): nucleus; cytoplasm
Molecular function (GO): bis(5'-adenosyl)-hexaphosphatase activity; endopolyphosphatase activity; bis(5'-adenosyl)-pentaphosphatase activity
Source: RefSeq, a predicted model, not a curated record
GCGCGGUUGUCGUCGGGGGUGGUGGCAGCAAAGCGGGUGGCAACGGUGGUAGCAGCGAGGACGGCAGCCUUAACAGCAGUGGCGGCAGCACGGAACCUGGGACAGGGGGAAUGAGGCGGCUGCAGCGGGUUAGCAGCGGAGCCUUGUAGAGGAAAAGCGGAUCCUUCUCCCUGCUUCUCUUUACCGAGCCGGGAGCGCGCGCGAGUACGCGCGCGCACACAGCCGUCAGGAGCGGGCUCCUCACCCUCUACUCCCGCGACCCGCACCGCACUCCCACCGGACCUGGAGGAUGAUGAAGCUCAAGUCGAACCAGACCCGCACCUAUGAUGGCGAUGGCUACAAGAAGCGGGCCGCGUGCCUGUGUUUCCGCAGCGAGAGCGAGGAAGAGGUGCUACUCGUGAGCAGCAGUCGCCAUCCAGACCGAUGGAUUGUCCCUGGAGGAGGCAUGGAGCCUGAAGAGGAGCCGAGUGUGGCAGCAGUUCGUGAAGUCUGUGAGGAGGCUGGAGUAAAAGGGACAUUGGGAAGAUUAGUCGGAAUUUUUGAGAACCAGGAGAGGAAGCACAGAACGUAUGUCUACGUGCUCAUUGUCACAGAGGUGCUGGAGGACUGGGAAGACUCAGUUAACAUCGGAAGGAAGAGGGAGUGGUUUAAGAUAGAAGAUGCCAUCAAAAUGCUGCAGUACCACAAACCCGUGCAAGCGUCGUAUUUUGAGACAUUGAGGCAAGGCUACUCCGCCAACAACGGCACCCCAGUUGUGGCCACCACCUACUCGGUUUCUGCCCAGAGCUCCACAUCGGACAUCAGAUGACUGAAGACCUAGAAGAGGAUGGAAAUUGGAAACUAGACUGAAGUGCAGACCUGACCUUCCCUCUCACCUUCGCUCUUCUCACCCCUUUUCACAAGCCUCCUCUCCCAGAUAAGGCAUGAUGGCAGCAGAGAAAGUGUUCAUUGAAAGUGUUGCGGUUUGGUGUUACAGGAUGGGGCUUUUCUUCUCUUUUAUUGAGGGGGUUGUAAUUUGCAAGUACUUUUGUGCAUGAUCUGUCCCUACCUGGUCACACUCCUUCCUACGUUCUCUAAAAAGAAGCAAACAGCCUUCCUCUACCUUGGAUUCUGAAGUAUUCCUGUCUGUCUCAUUCUAGCCCUGGCCAGGCUUUUUUCUUUGAUUUUUAAUUUUUUUAAAUUAAAAGAUACCAAUAUGAGAUGAAACCUUUCAAGAAUCUGCUCUAUAAUGUGCUGUUCAGUCCACUAGGUUGGUUCCUUUCACUACAGGAUACACUUGGAUACAUUUAUCUACACAUUAUAUACUGGGCAUAUAAUAUGUAAAUAAAUGACUUUUAGAAGAGGAAUUUAACUGUUUAAAUGUUUCAGGGUUUUGUUUGGUUUCUUAAAUUCAAGGCCUUUCCAAAACGGAAAGCCUUUCCAAAACGGAAAGCCUCACCAUUCACGCUGUCCUUUUGACGCUCUCUUUGACGCCUGUGGCUCACCCAGUCCCUGGCCUUGCUCUUUCCCAGUCAUGACUGUGGUCGAGUGGGGGUGGGGAGAGGGCACGCCCACCAUCAGGGCGUCCAGGACUCGCGGCUCCCCCUCCAGCAGCUGCGUUUCCACACCAGGAAAAAUCCAGGAAGACAGCUGUUUUCUUUGUUAUUGCCAAGCCAGGAGCAAAUGGCCUCAGCCCAGAUCUGGAGAAACAGUGAUAGAGAUUGAAUUCUUCCCUACAUGUUGACAAUAGGGGUUGGAACUGGGUUUGGGUUUGGAUUUUUUUUUGUAAUACUGCUUACAGCCGACAGCACGCGCUCUCCUAGUGCAUACCUGCCUUACAGCCGCCUGAACUCAUACUGUCUCUGUGCACGGAAGUGGCCGCCUGGCCUCGGCAGUGCAGCUGUGCCGCCCUGUCCCCACUGUGGGGAACCAUGUUAGGUUCCUGAAAAGUACCUGGGAGGAAAAUCCAAGUGUUUGCUUGUCUUUGUGAUGUUGCAGCGCUGGUUAGUGCGCUAUGAGCCUGCUCAGAGGUUCUGACUGUGCCGCCUACUUCGGUGUGGAAGGCCUCCCUUCUGCAGAGCAGUGGUGCUGUGGGGGUGCUUGAUCGUGUGCUGGGAUCCGCGGAUGGCGGGCGCUGGGCUCGCUGCAGGCUGUCUCCUUGGGUGUCAUUCGCCACUUGUGUUGUUUAGUUGGGAAGUAAGGGUCUUCGAGUUGGUGAGGUGGGACAUUGAUCAGUCCCUGGCUUGGGACAGGAGCUUGUCACUAUAUUCUUAGUGGCUUCUCCUUUGUCAAAACAGCCAAGAUGUGAAAUUACAAUUGUAGUUCUCAUUAUUUAAAAAUUCUCAUAAAUACUCAAGCUUUGAAAAGCUUUUACUCUUCCUUCGCACUAAUAGAAUGUGCAUAUCUGGUCGGUCUGUGUCAUUUAGUUUCCGGCUUUCAGGGGGAUAGCCAUUGGUGGAUGUAAAUUUUGCUGUGCUCUCGGUUGCAUCUUGUCCUCCAAUCUUAAACACAGAACCAAAGGCAGCACCACUAGUUCCCUUAGGGCACGGUCCUGCCCCUGGGGAAGAAAUUCUUUCCCCAAGUCAGGGUCCCAUUGGAUAGAAACCACACCGUGGAAUUUGAGUCUAAAUGCCAACUCACUUCACGUGUCCUACUUAAAAUCACACACACUGCUGCUGUUGUCUGUUCACAGCAUCUAAUGUUCUGCUCAAAUACAUACAGGGGGAAUUAAAUAAGACCAACUAGGCACUAAGUGGAAUCCCAAAAGCACAUUCCCCCAAAUGCAUUCUGUCUUUGUGAUGUGGCUUGAAGGUGCUUCGCAGAAGAAGUCAUACUCCUGGAAGGGUGCCGCGGCGUCCGAGGUGAUUGCGCAUCUUUUACCGGUCAGAGGGUGUCUGUACGGAGCUGGUGGGACAACAUACGAGCCUGCCAAGUCCAGUCUGGGUUGUUGUUGGUGUCUUCGGGUCAGGAAAGGGAGCAGUGCCAAGAAGCAUUUCUCCCUAACAUGAACAGGUCCUGUUAACGCAGUUAACUGAGCAGGUUCUGCUGGUGCUUUGCUGACCAGCCACAGGAGGCCCCAGCCGGCGGAGGUUUCAGUUGCACUGGGACUCUGGGGGGGGGGGGGGGGGGGUGUCAGUAUUCUUCCCUCCCCGGCACCAUCAGCGCCGGGGCUGCCUCACUGCUGUGUAGUCGCCGCCCUUCUGUGCUUCCAGCUAACUUUAUGUCUCCCCAGAGAACGGAAAAACAAAGCACAACAAUCACCCUGCUUGCAAAGUAAUUUUAUUGACACCAAUUUGCCAUUAGCUUUAUAAGGACUCACCUGGUUCAGCUCGAAAGAAACAGGUUUCUGUGUUCAGGACAGAUAUCAAGUCUCUUUCUCACAGUGAAUUUGCAUCUUCUAGGUUCCGGUUAUCACUGGAGUGUCCAUCAGAGUCUGCCAUCCUCAGGAUAGAGAAAGAUAGCAAUGGAUUUUUUUAGUUAAAAUUUGUUUUUAGUUUAUAAAUUGUAGCCACUGGGGAAACAUAAGUGAGGUCAUGCCAUCUUUUUGGAAUAGGACUGGGGGGGGGGAGGAAAGAGGGAGGGGGGAAGGAGGAGGGUCAGGCACUGCCCCCAGGAGCAGCUGUGUUAGGGUUUGUAGCCUUCCCAAACAGUGCAGCCCAUGAAACAGGAGUCUCGGUUUUUCUCAUAAGCAAACAGAACAGAAUGGACAUGUUAAGAAUUGACUGUGCUUUGUUUUGACAAGUAUCUGCUGCCCUAUCUGCCCUGCGUGGAGAUGGCUCCCUAACGGCUUAGUCUGAGCUGAGGCCAUCUGGAGGGAUCAAAGGGUGAGGGGUCGGCAUCCCCUCUGAGGCUGUGGCUGCACUUCCGGUUCACCCUCCGCAUCAUGUGGCGAGGCGCCGCAGCAAGUGCAGCAGUUAGGGCCUCCCUCCUGGCAGCCUCUGGGGAGAGGGGAGACUGCCCUCAGAGUGUUUUGCAGCCCUUUUGUAAGUGUGUUGCCACAUAGUCAGGUUCCUCUGUGGCAAAAAAUAUUUUCUGUUUUGAUGUUAGGAGUCAGCGCAUGUGAAUUCUCCUAGACUUGCUUAGAAGAAAAAGUUCUGCACAGGACUGUCUUCCUUCUUGCCCUUCUCCUUUCUCUUUUCCACACACAAUGCUCAUAGAGGCUCCUGCACCUCCGUAACAGAGGGCUGCUCGGUCUCCUGUGGGACCCUGGUGUGCGUUUCACACACAGUACUUUUCGUAUUCACCGUUUCCACUUAGUGCUGUAUUAACACCUCUGUUGGUGUCCCCACCUGACCUUUUUUUAAAAACAGCCUGAGCCACAUUUUUUUUAGUUUACAGAAAGGACUUAAUAAUCACAAUGUGAUUUUUGCCACAGCUGUAAUUUUUAGUAUUUCUGAAGUGUUCUGUAAGCCUGUGCUAGUUGAGAACAGGUUUAGAAUUAAAAGAAAUUCCUGGAGAAGUUAUUACAGUGGGAUGAAUUUUUGCUUAAAGAGAGCUAUAAUUGACAAUAUAGCUUCAUCUUGGUCCCAUCUGCAUUUCAGAAAACAACCCACAUUUUUACCAAAAAAAAAAAGAGAGAGAGAGAGCUGUGCAGGACAGCUAAGUCAGCAGUUCCAGGGCGAGGAGAUUAUUCAGUAGUGAUUGAACAGUACAAAUGCUUUUCUGGUUCUUACUCCUGAAGAUAAGAGGUCAGACCUGAGGCUGUGCAGGUCACACGCCCUGUGGAGGCAGCAGGCAUUUCUUGGGAGCCCCGCCGGGGUGCAACCUCCUUCCCCAGGGCUGUGGGGGCUGCUGCUGUGCAGCUGGCCUGCUGGUGGCCUCCCUCUCUGCAUGGGGACUUCACCUCACUGGGAGCAGGGGGAAAUCAGCAGGCAUCUGCCUUGCUGGAGAGCCAUGCAGCACGGACCUCUCACCCUCAGAAAGAGCUGUGUUCUCCACACCCCAUUUGAUGUCGGCUAAGACAGUGAGACAUUUGAGAUUGUCAGGUAAAUUUUAAAUUGGGAAACACCAGCUUCGAUCCAUAGAAGAUACUGCUGUCCAUGCAUCAGGCUGUCUCAGGUCACUGCGGGUCCUGGGGACCCGGGGAUUUCAGGGACACUUCUUUCCACUCCUGCGUUCACAUUUUGACUGUGUCCUGCGUUAGCUGACAGCCUUCCAGGGAUGUGAGAGGCCUAAUCAGGGCAUCUGGGAAAAUGAUACCUCUCACCUUUAGAUUAAUCAAAUAAUCUGGCCUCUAAGUCCCCUUAAAUAUUAAUAAAAGGGAAGGAAAGAAUCCCAUUUGGUGUGGAUUUGGACUGGAUCCUGGAGCUGAGGCUAGUCACGAUUUUGUGUAUCUCUGCAAUGUGAAGUUUUCUAAAUAAAAAGGCAUGUCUCUUAAAGCUUUGUUCAUCGUAAUGAUUUGGUGAGCUAAUGCUUGUCUUAGAAAAUGAGGCUGUCUGCAGCAAGGGAGCUCAAAGGGAAACCAGUUAACUCAGAGUCCAGCACACCAGGGGGGACUCCAAAGAAGAAAGUAAGGCUGCUCUGUGAAAGGUGGAGGGCCACCGCUUCUGUUCCUCCAUCAGUCCAGUUUAAUUCCUCACUCUAGGUUUCCUUCGGUUUACAUUUCUGGUUAUAAACCUGGAACAGGGACCUCCAAAACACCAAAAGAGGCAUUUAAAACCCUAGAGAUUGGCUUUAAAAGGUACAGAAACUGCAGCCUUGUCAUUCUCCAGCUGUAUCACCCCUGUGGCAGUCAGUGCAGAUGUCAAGAUUUCAUUAAUCAUUGAGCUGAGGAACAUAAACCUGGUGCUGAUACAGUUACCUACUAAAUUGCUUACCCUCUGUGGUCGUUGUCUAUGGGGUGUGCUUUUCAGAGAACAUCUUGACGGUACAAUAAAAUCACUCUUCUGGGAAUGAGGUCCCAUUUAGAUCAAAAUCUUAACUCUUUGGAACUCCCUAGGAAAAAGCAAGAUGCCUCAAUCCCAGGGCUGGGCCUUGAGGCUGUGCUGGCCCUCUGUCGUGCGGUGUGCAGUGGCUUACCGGCAGGAAAUUCGCUUUUCCAAUGAGGUUGCCUGUAAACCCUACAGAAGUAAUACUGAUAGGAGCCUAUCUUUCUGAGCACUUCUGUGCUGAAUUGACAAGUUCACCUAAAGCUGUAUGUAACAGAGCCCUGUAGCCUCCCUGUGUCUUAUCCUGAAAAGAAAAGCUUUUCAGGCUCACUGAUAAAAUGACCAGGAAGGACCUCUAGCUUUAGUUACAUGAUUCCAGCAGCAUAACAGAUAUGACUGUGCCAAGAAGGUCGGGACUCAUUAUGGAGACACCCGGCAACCAGGAGGGUGGGUCUGCCCCUCAGAGAGCCUCCACCCCGGGCAUAUCUGAAGUUAUGUCUUGGCAAGCUUCCAGACCCUGAAGGGAGGGGAGGACUUCGAGCCGAGCGGGCCUGGGCUGUUCCUCCCAAGGUCAGGAAGGAGUUCCAAAGGAAACAGCAGGCAUCGAAGCUGCGGCACAGACGCAGCCUCCCUGUUCCCCUUCCCUCAUGGCUGUGAGCAGUUGCCCAGAACCCCAAAGGGAUCCGCCCCCAAAUCCAGUCAGCCUCAGGUGCUUAUUUUAGCCCGAGAACCUCACAUUUUCCCUUCCACCCAUGGAUGGACAUCCAGGAGUGUGUUGCUCAGGGCACAGUACGUGACUGAGUCCAGGGCCCAGUGCCAUAGCGUUGCAUUUAGUAGUUAAACAGUUAACUCUGUUGUAAAAGAAAUACAGAGUCUGUAGCUCAGUUUUGUAAAUGUCAGGCCUGUCUUUAUUAUUUCAUGGUUUGAAAAUCUUUCAAACUGGUUUCUAAUCAAAAGUUUGGUGGCUAAGUAAAAUUUUAGUCAGCAACAAUACAUCUAUCUUAAGAAAGAUAGCCACCAGUUCGUCGUUUGUUUAGGGGAGCUAGGAGCAUUCAAGGACGUCGGGAGCCGUUGUAAAGCCAAUGUCUCUGGCUGCCCAGGUGCGUUAUUCCACAGAGGAGGUGGAAGCCCGCUAGUAGCAUCACAGCACUUGCUCUUGCCAGCCCAGCUUUAUCUUAGGGACUGGUCUCCCAUCCCACCCACUGAACUUGGUAGGUAGGGAAAGGGCUCCAAGGAGCAGGCGAGUCCUGCCCUGUCGGCUCAGCUGCAGAGUGUGGUCUUCAAGCAGCACAAGGCUUAUUCAAGGUGUUUCCUCACUGCAGUCACUUUACUCACCAUCAGCAUCAGAAAGGUUAAACUCCCUGGGAGCUUUCCAGUUCUCAAACAGACGAACUAGACGUGCUUCCUCCUGUGGGCAAGCGUGUUGCUCAGAUGCAGUCUCCCCUUGGCCAAGUUCAAAAGGUAUUUCCAGGGAACCCUUUGGAUUCAAGCAGAGUAGCCAAGAUGUACUCUUCAGUUUCACUUUUUCCGAAGGACAGAAGUCUUUGUCCCUUUCCUCUGGUGCUCAUCCAUUUUAGCAGAGGCUCAAAUGGCCAAGCCUAGUAAUAUCUCCAGAACAGAGAACCAGGGACCCAUGCACCCAGGGACCAGUGCCCUGGGGAUCAUAGAGGCUCAGUCUAGACUGUUCUGAUGCCACCAGAGCUCUGCUGCUGUCCCCUUCUCUCACGACCACUCAGAAAAGCAAGCAGCCUUCCAUCAUGAGGUCACUUAGCCCCUUGACCAUUCUACAGAGUGAGUGUACGGAUUGCCAGUUCAGGCGGUGUGCAUGUUCCUAGUAGGAUAGAAAGUGGACCCGCCAGCAGGCUGAGCACUCACAUGGUUGGAGAGAUCGGCAGAAAUAACCCCAAUGGGCUAAACAACUGGGGAAUCCAAGGAAUGGCGCCCAUAUAGGAGGCGGGGUUGGUUAUGGUCUUUAACCUCCUGGGGCCUAGUGCUGCGCAAUGGAACGGGUUUGGCAUCACACUUGCCCAAAUCCAAGUGCACCCCAGGACUCGUUCCAACCCAUGGGUGUAUGGCCUUGUUUGCCAUUUCCUUUGUUUCCAAUUUUCCUCAGUUUUGCAUGGAAAAAUCAGACUUUCCUUCCCUUCCUGCCCACUUGGGCUCCCUGCCCAGACCCGGCCUCUUUACCAGACUCCUAAGGAAGACCUUCGCUGUGGCCGUGGGAGCUGAGGGGAGUGGAAUUUGGUCCAGAGGAAGAGGACAGAAACUGAGUCUUCCUGUUUCCUUUUCUCAGGGAAGGUGUUCUCAGGCCUCCUUCACACCUUUCCCAUGAGAACAGAUGGCUUGCAGAGGAGGGCUCAGAAGAAAGGGGACCUGGGUCCAGCCCCCAGGUCUGGGUGCAAGACAGGCGCACCGUGGGAAGAAGUCCCACUUCCCCUUUUCAGCAACAGGCCAGCCGCAUGUAGCGGUUCCCCUCUCUACUCCAGCGUCUGCUUCUGUGGUGCUGGCAACGGGGCACACAGACCCUCCCCAGGAGAGCUCUGGUAGCACCCCUAAAAGUCCACCACCCCGCAUCCCACACCUUUUUGUACAAAUGCUUAAACCUGUGAGUGUGCUAUUCCUUUGUGUUCAUCAGUUUCUUUCUAUUUGAGCUGUGUAGGAGGGAAGGGCGUCAGAAUUGUAGGAUGUAAUCUUGUGCCAGCCAAUAAAAACCAGUAUUUCACACACA